Messenger RNA from Clonostachys solani, 483 nucleotides. NCBI's taxonomy places the organism in Eukaryota, Fungi, Ascomycota, Sordariomycetes, Hypocreales, Bionectriaceae. The record is from the annotation of a GenBank genome assembly.
AUGCUUUCACGAUCGUUUCUCACUGUCCUCGGUGCCAUUGGCUAUCUGAGCCAGGGCACCAAUGCUGAGAGCCAUUACAAUGCCGAUACUCGAGAUCUCAGGGGAGGAAACGACAAUCAACCAACCACUCUUUCGACAGCCAUUAUACCCACAGCGACAGCCAGUCCGGGUACUGGUGUGGGCUUUUGGCCUGCGUACACUCCGGAAAAGGACCAGAAUGUCAAAUUCGGCGACAUCCUGAAGAUCACCUGGGGCUAUGACCCUCGCUGGGACGGCAAACUCACCAUCACGCUCAUUGGCGGCGCCGCACAACCCGAGCAGGUCCCUCUUGGUGUCGUAGCCGAGCACGUGGAGAACAAGCAAGGUUACUAUCUUUGGAAUGUCACGAAUGGAUUUGUUGGAAAGCACGCGGUUUAUGGGUUCAGCGUUUUGUACCAGGACGGCAAGACUCAGCAGUAUUCGAUGCCUUUUCACAUAGUUUGA